CUGAUUUCAAUUAUCUGUGAGGUUGGCAUAAUUUGUUGGAGAGGUCGUUGUUUCUCGCGGUAAAUUUUCGUUAAUCCAGAGCCAAAACUGCCAUCAGCUGCCACUGUGGUUUGGAAGGAAGGUUGUCUCUAACUAAUGAAUCGUUCUUUUUCGUCUGGUGUGACGCUUUCUUCGAAAGUCGAUAGAUUAUUGCACUCAACUGAAAUGACGGAAAUGGCUUCGGACCCGAAACACUGCCGCUUAAACGAUGACUUCGGACUCCUUGUUCAAGGAAUUCUCGCCGCUGUGGCAUUCAGCACUCUUAUUUUGAAAAGAUUGAGAGAACCUCUAUCUGAAAGAAGACCUGUUCUUAUUUGGUUUUUUGAUACCUCAAAGCAAGCAGUUGGUGCCAUGCUUGUACACUUUGCCAACAUCUUCUUAGCUAAUCUUUUCAAAGGUGAUCCAUGCACUUGGUACCUGAUUAAUUUCUUGUUGGAUUCUACUCUUGGCCUUGUGGUAAUUUACCUCUGUCUUCAGUUCAUGCAAGUUAUUGUAAGAAUGUAUGACUGGGAUAACUUGAGAUUUGGCGAGUAUGGUAAUCCUCCACAGUGCAAAGCUUGGGCAGGGCAGUGUUUUCUGUACCUGUGGGCUGUCAUCAUUGAAAAGGCUACCAUAACCCUACUGGUGCAACUUAAUUUUUGGGAGGAAGUUCGUAGGUUCAUUCUUUUACCAGUCAAGAACCAUCCAAGAGUGGAGCUUGCAAUAUCAAUGCUGAUUAUUCCUUUUGUUUUCAAUGCUAUAAUGUUCUGGGUUGUUGACAAUUUCCUCAUGCGAAAGAAGAAAAAAUUAUUACAGAAAGAAGACACAAGGAACAAAGUUAAAUAUGAAAGACGAGCAGUGAUGAACGGAUCUGAUGAAGAGGCUGUGCUCUUGGAAAACAUGACAGAAGGAGAGAGUCUGACAAUUCCAGAUGACAACAUUUAUCAUAGAGGGGACACUGUGAGAAGAUGAUAGCUUGCAAAAUCUUGGAAGAUUAUAGAUACAUAAACAGGUAGCCGGUCGCCCCUCUGAGCAGGCUUUUCUAGAUGAGCAAAUACAGUGUGGAGAUUUGUUGAUCAAUAAGCAAUGAAGGUGCUAGUGUGAAAAUGGCAUAGAAAGUUCCUUAUUCAUGCCCCCUAAUUUACUUUUGGGUGGUGGGGUUAUGACAAUUGUCAUUAGCUCAGGAAUUAUUGUGUCAUUUUCGUUCUGUUAGGUAUACAAACAAUCGGCCACCUUUCCCUGAGACAGAAAAAUGAUUGAGAUGUAUUUUCCCAUUUUCCAGGUAGCUUGCCAAUUAUUUCCCAUUAUUUUCUACAUGUAGCAAUUUGCAAUUUCCUUCCUCUUUACUUAGAGUUAUAGCAGUUGUACUGUUUUCCUGGUUUUUUUUUUCUUUUCAAUUACAUAAAUUUUAAAUUUUGUUGCAUUUUUAUACAUAAAGGAAGGGAGAAAGUGCUGACCUUGUGAAGGUGAGGGAUCAGGCCCUCCCUUCAUCUGCACAAAAGGGUUAACCCUUGACACCUUAUCUAACAUUAUACAUAUUUGUCCUACUGUUCUCUGUAAAUUUCCAGUGGUACAGGUGGGAAAAAGUUGUUUAACAAUCAAGAGCCCCUUUACCUGUAUGGAUUGAUCUUCAGAGCAUAGCCAACCCUCUUUUUAUCUUCAGAAAUUGCAGCUCUAUUUACAAAGAAGAAAUGUAAUUUUAUUUGGUGUAGCAUCAGAAUUUCCUGACCAGUUUUGAAGGGCUGAAUUAGAAAUUCUUAAACUGUAUUGUAAAUAAUAAAAAUUUAAUGUGAAUUCAAAAUAGUUUCGAUAAGGAUAUAUGGUGAAAUUCAAUUAAUUCUUGAUUUUGGGAGAGAUAGCAAACAGUUACGUUCAGAUACUAAAAAACAAUUGUCAUGAUAAAAUUGGACAUUUAUUUUUUUUAGUUAAUAAUUCAUAAACUGUUUAACUCUU
This is a messenger RNA of Pocillopora damicornis (cauliflower coral), 1971 nucleotides long. RefSeq names its product store-operated calcium entry regulator STIMATE. The record is from RefSeq and is a predicted model, not a curated record. Gene Ontology annotation, cellular component: membrane. NCBI's taxonomy places the organism in Eukaryota, Metazoa, Cnidaria, Anthozoa, Scleractinia, Pocilloporidae.